Labeo rohita (rohu) is the source of this 4574-nucleotide messenger RNA. It is a transcript of the gene dtx2, whose product is annotated as deltex 2, E3 ubiquitin ligase. The record is from RefSeq and is a predicted model, not a curated record. The transcript is spliced from 9 exons. Gene Ontology annotation, cellular component: nucleoplasm. Lineage: Eukaryota; Metazoa; Chordata; Actinopteri; Cypriniformes; Cyprinidae. Gene Ontology annotation, biological process: protein ubiquitination; Notch signaling pathway. Gene Ontology annotation, molecular function: ubiquitin protein ligase activity; zinc ion binding. Bases 695 to 2536 code for a protein of 613 amino acids.
AUUAUAUACCAGAGAUAAGUUUUAAUACUUGCUACAGUGCGAUUUACGGCAGAAGUACGUAAAAUCCCAACAGCGCCAGAAUAGUACAGCAAUUUAAAAAAAAUUAUAUUAUUUUAAACCUUACGGAAACAGCAAAGGCCGAGUUCCAGUCGGGGUCUUUGUGUCCGGCUUCACAGUGUGUAUCUAUGGGAAUCCACCACAAGCGACACAAACACACACCGCAGGCUAGGAAGUCACUGUAGCGCAGCAACACAGUGCGUACUUCAAGAAACCAUGUUGAGUAAUGCGUUUUCAUUCGCGGCCUGACAACUUAAGUCUGCUGUUUACUAAAUAGUCACCGUCAUAUUAGAUAAUACUUGUUUAUUAAUCCGGUAGCCGUACAGUAACGCAGUGAAUGGCGAAGAGAAGAGCGAGACGCGGCUAGUCUGAAGCUGCGACUCCAGAAGCCCAACAAGAUGAUGCGACGUCAGAGAGUUUACGGUCAAAUCUGCGGCUAAAUAAUCGUGUAAUACUUUAUUAAACACCAUAUUGAUCGAUUUCUUAUCGGAUACGACUAGUUAGCUGGCUAGCUGGGUGUAAAUUGGUUGAUACUGAAAGGGUGUUGUUGUUAGCAGGGCCAGAUCGUUACAUUGCUUUACCCCGGGUUGUUUUAAGAUCACCGGCGGGCGGUUGGGACCUUUUUUAACAGAUAAAAAUGGCAACAGGCUCCAGUUUUCAUUUCGGAGGGAGUGGGUCUAGAAAUGGACCAUCAUUCGCAUCACCGUCGUCUUCCUCGUCUGGAGUGCCAGGACAGGCUCAGCCGAUGGCGGUGGUUUGGGAAUGGCAGGAUGAUCUGGGGUUCUGGAGGCCCUACACCGGACAGGUGAGCAGCUACAUCGAGCAGUGUCUCCAGAGAGGAGCCGGGACCGCCAGCAGCAGCAGCAACAACAGCAUUUGUCUGGCACAGGCAGACCCCAGCUUGUCUGCGUACAUCAUUGACAUCCCCAACCUCAAACAGUUCAGACAGGACACUGGAAAGAUGCGUGCUGUACGGCGAUCCCUGUUCCCGCAGUCCUCUGCCCUGGGCAGUGGGGUUCUUUGGGAGUGGGCCAACGAUGAAGGAGGCUGGACUGCGUAUGAGAUCCGAACUUCCAUUUUGCUGGAGCACAGCUAUCAGGCGGGGCAGGCCACAGCUGACCUGAACCCACACGGCUACAACUACAUUGUGGACCUCACUGCUCUGGAGCAAGUCAACAAGGUAACAAGCUACAGACGACGCGUCAGACGGCAAGGCAGCGUGCCGUAUCCUCUCGCCUCCGGUUCGGUUAUUCACACGGGCCCGGCCUGUACCUGUCACCAAUGUGUGAGCAACAGCAGCACCACCGGACCCAUGCUGAGCCGGUCACGGCAUUCCUACACCGCGGGGCAGACCAACCGGCCCAGCCUCCAGACCCAGCAUGGAAGACUUCCUGGAACCAGCUCCUCUUCAGCCUACUUGCCCUACCCCAGAAGACCCGUCUCGAUGGGAAGCUCGUUAUGGAACGGCCCAUGGAGCACCCCACCUUCGGUGGCUCAUCCUUCAGGACCGCCACAGGCUUUUAGUCACCAUGCAAAUGGCUUGAGCAUCCCAACCAUCCCUCUGCACAUAAACGGAUCCAGUAGUGUGAACUCUGCACUGGCAGGCAUGGCUUCCAUUUUGAUGUCAGCUGCAGGACUGGGAGUUCGCUUCUUGACCGCCCCCUUCUCCCAGAGUGGCUCCAGCAGGCCCACCAAAGGCCAGCCCAGCUCCGUUAAGAGGGCAAAGAGACAGUCCAGGACAGCACCGACUCAGAAACCAGAAGAAGUUAUUAAGAAAUACAUGGAGGAAGUGCCAGUGCCCCCAGAGGAGGACUGUAUUAUCUGUAUGGAGUGCCUGUCCUGCCCGUCUGGUUAUGAGGUCCCAGCUGAGUGCUCUCAGCCUCAGUUCGCCGUGGGCAAACUUACAAAAUGUGGUCACACUUUCCACACGCUCUGCAUGCUGGCCAUGUACAACAAUGGAACCAAGGACGGGAGCCUGCAGUGCCCCUCAUGUAAGACAAUCUACGGAGAGAAGACCGGCACCCAACCAAAGGGCAAGAUGGAGAUUUACAGUAUCCCUCAGUCUUUGCCUGGACACCCAGACUGCGGCACUAUACAAAUCAUUUACAACAUCCCGCCCGGAAUACAGGGUCCCGAGCACCCAAACCCAGGGCAGCCGUAUACGUGCAGAGGAUUCCCUCGCUUCUGUUUCCUUCCUGACAAUGACAAAGGAAGAAAGGUGUUGGAGUUGCUGAAAGUGGCAUGGACACGGCGCCUCAUCUUCACCGUGGGCACUUCCAGCACCACAGGGGAGCCGGACACCGUCAUAUGGAACGAGAUCCACCACAAGACGGAGAUGAUGUCCAACGUCUCCGGCCACGGCUAUCCCGACCCCAACUACCUGGACAAUGUGCUCUCAGAACUGGCGUCACAGGGCGUGACGGAGGACUGCCUGAAACGAGAGCUUCAGAGCCAAGGGGCUCAAGGUUCAGCCAUGUGAAGCAGACCGUCCCAUCUACUGUAGAUCUAAUAAAACUUGCCGAAAAGGGAAAACUAGAAUUACGCUGUCGGUUGGAUGUAUGCGAAUGUGGUUGAACGCAACUUCCCUCAUCCGUUUCCACUCCUCGGCUGAGUCCUAGAAUAUUAACGCACAUGUGGGGUCACUGGGUUCGUGGUCAUCUUUACUUUUACCGUAUUGUAAGGCAGCUACAGAUGGUUCUGCAGGAAUGGCUCGGUUUAAUGUCGUAGAUUGAUGAGGGUGCCCGAAUCUCUUGCCAGAGGGAAACUCGCCAAUUUAGGCAUCCAUCUCAACACGAUUCAUCAUAGGGCUAUGAUGUCCUUCCUAACGUUCUACAUUACAAUAGAGCAUCUGCAACUAUGAUAACUGGGAAUAAAAGCAGUACGAAAACAGUAAAAAUUGCAUAUCAAUGCAAGUCAUAAAUCUUACUAGUACUGUAAAAUGUACUGCUUCAGAAUUGAAAGGCACUUUUACAGAGUCUGCAGCUGGUAAUUUAGGUAAAUUUUGUUUAGGGAUAGUUCACCCAAAAAUGUAUAAUAACCCUAUGAUUUACUCAAAGCCAUACUAGACGUAUAUGACUUCCUUAUUUCAAACGAAUACAAUUGGAGUUAUAUUAAAAAAUGUUCUGUUUCUUCCAAGCUUAAUAAUGGCAGUGAAUGGGUGUUUAGAUUUUGAAGGCCAAUAAAGUGCAUCCAUCCAUCAUAAAAAGUGCUCCAUACAGCUCUGGGGUUAUUAAAGGCCUUCUGAAGUGAAUCAAUGUGUUUGUGUAAGAAAAAUAUCCAUAUUUGAAACUUUAUAAACCAUAAUCUCUAGCUUCCGCUAAGUGCCGUACACGUAUUCACGAGAGAGUGGCAUUCCAGCGGAUGACGUAGGACGUAGGCAAAUGCAGUAAUGAACGCAGAAGCAAAACAAAACACCGGUCACAAAUUAAGGUAUAAAACGAAGGUUUGUAAAGGAGGAUUUUGAUGUAAGCCAAUAGGAGACUCAUUUUCCUUUGCUGUAACCAAAACAUGGUUCUUGUGAGAAUAGCAUAUUCUAACCGGAGCUUACGCUACACCUACAUCAUCCACUGGAACAAUACUCUCUUGUGAAUCCACGUACGACAGUUUAAAGAUUGUUUUAUAAAGUUUCAAAUAUGGAUAUUUUUCGUACAAAAAGACAUUGAUUCACUUCAGAAGGCCUUUAUUAACCACCUGGAGUUGUGGAGUAUUUUUCAUAUUGGAUGGAUGCGCUUUCUGGACUUCAAAAUCUCAACAGCCAUUCACUGGUGUUAUAAAGCUUGGAAGAGCCGCAACAUUGUUUUAAUAUAACUCUGAUUGUAUUUGUCUGAAAAAGAAAGUCAUAUACCUCUAGGAUGGCUUGAGGGUGAGUAAAUCACGGGGUAAUUUUCAUUUUUGUGUGAACUAUGCCUUUAAAUUGUUUUUUUUUUUUUUGUUUUCAGGUCAGAUUUGGUGAUGGUGUUCACUCGCUGCUAUUACGUUUUCUUUUUGUUUACAAUCAUGAGGGACUUUUAUAUUCCACAGAAAGUCAUAGAGGUUUGGAACGACUUGAGGGUGAGUCAGGAUCUUCAUUUUUGCGUGAACAUACACUUUUUAAUUUUCCUCUCAAUUCCACAAACAAUACAUUGCAAUGACCCCCCCCUUUUUUUUUAAAUAUACAUUCAUUAAUUUUAGUUAUUUAAAAAUGUGUUUCAACAGCUCGGCAACACUACAUAAUGUUGUUUAAAAAAAAAUUCAGUGCUUAUUUAAAUGUAGUCCAGAACCUGAAAAUAGGUGUAGAAAUGCAAUUCCACAGAAUUAUCAUUAAGUUGCAGUAUUAGAUGGUGCCACAGAGACAAUCAGCAGUGAUUAAGAUACAGUUCAUUACCACUGCGAGUCUGGAGACAUUCAUUCAUUCAUUCAUUCAUUCAUCAUCUCAUAUUCCACACUAUGGGAUAUUUGGUUUUACAAUGUAUGCAACUGUAUAUAUAAAUAUAUAUUCAACUUCUAAUCAGCAAUAAACAUUACUCCAUAUAACAACA